Messenger RNA from Nicotiana attenuata, 827 nucleotides. Its product is annotated as ethylene-responsive transcription factor 1B-like. NCBI's taxonomy places the organism in Eukaryota, Viridiplantae, Streptophyta, Magnoliopsida, Solanales, Solanaceae. Gene Ontology annotation, biological process: ethylene-activated signaling pathway; regulation of DNA-templated transcription. The record is from RefSeq and is a predicted model, not a curated record. Gene Ontology annotation, molecular function: DNA-binding transcription factor activity; DNA binding. The transcript has a single exon. The coding region runs from base 42 to 653 and encodes 203 amino acids.
CUUUCUUUGAAUUCAACUAAGAUUUCUGAAAAAUAGAAACAAUGGAUUCUUCUUCUCUAAAUUUGCUCUACCAUCUAAAUAUCAACACUUCUUCCCUUCCUUUCAACGUAAACGACUCCGACGAGAUGCUUCUCUAUGGUUUACUUGCUCAAGAAACCACCUCUAGGGACGGUUCUAGUGUGUUAGCUAUGGGUUCACGUGAUUCCAGUAACUAUGAGGAAUUCAGCUCGGUUUCUGAGUCAAAACCCUCAAAGGAAAGGACAUAUAGAGGCGUAAGGCGGCGGCCGUGGGGGAAAUUUGCUGCGGAAAUAAGAGAUUCAACAAGAAAUGGAAUUAGGGUAUGGCUAGGAACAUUUGAUAGUGCAGAAGCUGCUGCUUUGGCUUAUGAUCAAGCUGCUUUAUCGACGCGAGGUUCGGGGGCAAUUUUGAAUUUUCCAGUGGAAAGAGUUGUGGAAUCUCUUAAUGGAAUGAAGUGUUACGUAGAAGAAGGUUGUUCACCUGUGUUGGCUUUAAAAAAGAUACACUCUAUGAGGAAGAGGAAAUAUAAUAAAGUAAGGGAAGUAAAAAAAGAGAAUGUUAAUGUUAUAGUAUUUGAAGAUUUGGGUGGUGAUUACUUGGAACAACUCUUGAGUUCAAGUGAUGUGAUAGUAUGAAUGAGAUCCCGUUAUCUUUAAUCAACAAUAGUGGAUUUGAGCCUUAUGAAUGGAGAAAUUUCUGGCUGUGACGGCUUUCCCCUUAUACAAGUGAAUUUGUAAUUAGUCAGGUCAGUGAGAUCCGCAUACCAAAUGGUUAGAAAAAAAUUAAAAUGGAAUUUCUAACCCAAUGUA